AGUAUAUGUAGAAGAAACACGUUCGAAUCAAAAUUAUGGCUCAAUUGGAAUCUAAUUAUCAUGUUUCGGAAACGGCUAAUUUCACAGAUACACAAAAAGUAAAAUGGUUAUUAGUAUCUGCACCGAUGCCAGUAAUUUUUAUAUCCAUAGCCUAUUUUUAUAUCGUCUACAUUGCUGGUCCGCAAUUCAUGAAAAAUAGACAACCGUACUCGUUAAAACCGUUUAUGCAAUGUUACAAUCUUCUUCAAAUUAUUUCAAAUGCUUGGAUAGUGUUUAAUUUCGUGACAUAUGGUAGACCAUUUACUGCUAUAUGGAGAUUUUGCGAGUCACUCGAUGAACUUUGCGGUAAUUACAGUGAAAAGGUAUUUGAAACACUGUGGUGGGUACUAAUGCUUAAAUUGUUCGAUCUCAUUGAAACUGUAGUAUUUGUUUUGAGGAAGAAAGAUCGCCAGAUCUCAUUUUUACACACAUACCAUCAUGCUUCCACAUUUAUCUACUCUUGGUUGAUGUUUAAUUACUUUAAUCAUAGUUUUAACAUGACUUCGAUGUUGCUCAAUUGUUCUGUACAUGUUGUAAUGUAUUCUUAUUAUUUUCUGAGCACUUAUGGAUCGAACAUGCAACGAAUACUUCUUCCAAUCAAGAAGUCGAUUACUAUUAUACAAAUGACACAUAUUGCAUUCAUAAUGAUAGUCUCUAUGCAAGGUUUUAUACCCAGUUGCGGUACCAAGAUGGUGAAAUACUACUCUACCAUAACAUCUAUUAAUUGCUUAAUAAACUUGUUAUUCUUUUCCAAUUUCUUUUAUAAUUCUUAUAACAAGUCGAAAUCAAUCUAAUUUUGAAAGUACAAAUUUGUUAAA
Mycetomoellerius zeteki is the source of this 857-nucleotide messenger RNA. RefSeq names its product elongation of very long chain fatty acids protein 1. NCBI's taxonomy places the organism in Eukaryota, Metazoa, Arthropoda, Insecta, Hymenoptera, Formicidae. The record is from RefSeq and is a predicted model, not a curated record. Gene Ontology annotation, cellular component: endoplasmic reticulum membrane. Bases 36 to 833 code for a protein of 265 amino acids. Gene Ontology annotation, molecular function: fatty acid elongase activity. The transcript is spliced from 4 exons. Gene Ontology annotation, biological process: sphingolipid biosynthetic process; fatty acid elongation, saturated fatty acid; very long-chain fatty acid biosynthetic process.